UGCGUCGCCGCGUUCCGUCGAUGGCAGCACCAGUCGAUCGCGAGUGCCUCUUCGAGCAGUAGUGCGAAGCAGAAAGCAGCAGAUGAGGAAAAGGAUGAAGCGGCAGCGCCCGGACGCAAGUCGACGUCAUCGGCGUCGUAGCAAUAUAUAAAUAUAUACGGCGCUGGCGACGUCCCGCGUCUUUUAUUAAUAGAGCGCGAGAGGCGAGCGCGGGGUCCUGCAGCGGACAUUUGCUAGGUGUUGGGUACGUGCAACGUGCGGACGGCUGAUGUAGACGUUCGCGGAGCUCGAGGUGGCAUGUGUGGGACUAGUGAUGAGUGAGUUGGAAUCGUCGCCAAGCACAAGAAGAGGCCGAGGACGAGCAAGAGCAAGAGCAAGAGCAGAGGCUGCGGACGGUGCCCGCGUCCGCGUCCGCAGUGCGCAUUAGGCAAUCAAUGAGGAGGAGGCUGCUGGUAGCACUAGUUCUCUUCUGGUGAUGGGACCCGGACCGGUGCGCGCCGCCCGCCGGUGACGGUGACGUGACCUGAGGAAUGUUCAUCCCCGACACGUUGCGCAGCUGCAUGGUGGAGCCCGAUGUGUCCUCGUAUCUCCAGACGCCGUCCUCGGGACAGGACGAGUUCCACCCAUUCAUCGAGGCACUCCUGCCUUUUGUCAAGUCCUUCUCAUACACGUGGUUUAAUCUCCAAGCCGCCAAAAGGAAGUACUACAAAAAACACGAGAAACGGAUGUCUUUGGAGGAGGAGCGGCAGUGCAAAGAAGCUUUACAGAACGAGAAAGCCGAAGUCAAGCAGAAAUGGGCCUCCCGUCUGUUGGGCAAGCUCCGGAAGGACAUUACGCAGGAAUGUCGCGAGGACUUCGUGCUGAGCAUCACGGGGAAGCGACCCGCAGUCUGCGUGCUCUCAAAUCCCGAUCAGAAAGGCAAAAUGCGCCGAAUAGACUGUCUCCGCCAAGCAGAUAAAGUUUGGCGCUUGGAUCUCGUUAUGGUGAUACUUUUUAAAGCAAUACCUCUCGAAAGUACGGAUGGCGAAAGGCUCGAGAAAAAUCCGGACUGUUCUCAACCUGGACUUUGUGUAAAUCCAUAUCAUAUUAAUGUGUCAGUGCGAGAACUGGAUCUUUAUCUAGCCAACUUCAUCAACAGCCACGAAAUACUAAGCGGAGUCUGUUACAAUAACAACAACAAGAAAGAGGACGACAGGAAAAACAAAGGUUACACCCACAAUCCGUACAACGGUGUAAUAUGUAAUGACAUUAUAUUAGCUACAGGAGUAUUUUCAUCAAAGGAAUUAUGGAAGUUGUCCAAAUCUUCUAUCUUGCACGAACUUUCGGAUCCGCAACCAACGAUGAACAGUGUCAAAUUAGAACACCCGGCCUAUUAUUGCAACAAUUAUUCAGAGCAGGGGCCUGUUGUCAGUGACCGGACGUCUUCAGUCGACGCCAUGGUCGUCUCAGCGGCCUACUCUAUACCUCAAAACACCACUCUAGUGUCUUCCAGUUCUCAACCUAAUCCAAGUACAAUAUUCUAUCAGCACAGUCCGGAGCCACACCAACACCAGCACCAAAACCAGGUGAAAUAUCCAGAAAACGGACACGACACCCUCUCCGACUUUGUCACUUUCGUGUGUCAAGAGACGGACAGCAGCAACCAAAACGCACAAAUGCAAACGAACAUGUCUCGAAGUCCGAAAACGCAGUAUUUUCCGUCGACGAUGUUGCCGCCGCCGCCCCUGCCCCCGAUGGCCCGUCCGGUGGCGAUAAUCCGUUCAACUGGCGACGUGACGCUAAGCGGGACAAACUCGCCCCCUGCGAGCAUAACCCCUCCAUGCAGCGAGGCGUCUCCCGCCGACGACGUCCCCGAGAUAUCGUCGUCGCCGCCGCUGAGUCCAGGCAGCCACGAGCGGCGCAAAAGCCCCUCGCAGAGGAACUCCGUGCCGACCAGCAGUCCGUACUCGCCGACGCGGGACUACUCCUUCAACCACUUUCACGGGCAGCCGGGACAUCUCUUCAGCUACCCCAGUAUGAGCGGGAUGUCUGGAGUUAUCAGCCCUACGAACCUCAGCAUGUACUCGGCCAGCGUGAGUACGUCCAGAGGUACGCGUUCUAGCAGCAUCCCGCGCUGGAGCGCCCCGCUGUUCACCCUGGACCAGGAGGACUUCAACAUGAUUGCGCACCAGACGAACCCGGAGUCCAACGCCAUCAUCCUGAUGGACGACGGCACGGCCAGUUCCGACCACGGACAGUGCUGCAGCAGUGCGAAUCUUAUGUGCGAUACGGACCGAUUCUUUCAAGCGGGCGAUGCCUUAGAGAGCGCGGGCCAGAGGGACGCAGAACUGCCCGCACCGAAGUCCCCGUGAGCAUCGACGACGACGACGACGACGACAAACUGCCUUAUCGCUUUCUUGCCAAUUUAUGUGUGAUUAUUAUGUUGGAUUUUGAUCAUUUCACGCGACUCGGUGCGCUAUAGGCUGCUCAACUAGCGUAGAUUAGGUUACUGUAUACAUACUUAUAGUAUAGACCGGUGCCAAGACAGGCUGUGGCGAUCCAGAAGGACCCGGCACGUCGGAAAGACACUAUUCGACCUGCUCGGCCCAACGGCCUGAACACGUUGGUGACGUUAGUUUCAAUUCCGUUCCUAUGCGGGGACACACCCCACCAUCGCCCCUUCCACACCACUCGCCAAAACCGGUUAAACCGGCUUCUGCAAAUUCACCACCUUUCCUACUCGUAACUUGGGAACUUAACAAAGAUAUACCCGGUUAGGAAUUUUUUGAUAUAAAUCUGAGCUUUGUUAGCGGUUCUAAAUGAGUUACGAAUUUUGGGCCACCACAAACGAUAAUUUAUCGUUGUCAAUUAAAUGUUCAGAAUUGUUACCGUAAUCGCGAACAAAUUAUUCUACAUGUAGUAUCAAAUCCCACAAUUUUUCAUUUUAAAAAGCAAGUGGAAAUCUUCUUAGUUGCCGAGUUCCCAAUAUUGUCACUUAAACCGGUUUAAACGGCUGCAACAAAACUUGAAAAAAACAAAAUACGUAGUUACACAGCAAGUCGCUCGUUGCGAAAUAUUGCAACGAAAUUGGGUGAGUAAUAAAUAUAUUAUAAGAUAUAACGUAUUUCUAUGUGCCACAGCGUGCGACAUCUCUAUUGCCCUUCCAAUGAAUCGUGGUUUCUAAUUAGAAUUUUAUAAUGUCUUGAAAUUUUACGAAAUAUUCUGAGGUAAUUGGGAAAAUAUGAGGGAAUUGCACGAAAUCUCGAAAAAAUCUGGUUUACAACAUACAUAGUACCUAUGGAAAUAAAAUUAUUGAAAUUUUACACACUUGACUGUGCAAUGAUAACAAUCACUAUCAAUUUUUAUAUUUUAUUUUGUAAUUAAAUAAAGUCGUAGCAGUCUCGUGAGUUUUCGGGGACUAACUGUUAAUUUAACUAAGUUUUUACACUAAGUGAAUUUAUUUUAAAUUUUUUACUUGAGCGGUUACAUAAUCACUAUACAACAAAUUUUAACUUUUUUUUGUUUAUGGGAUUUUUUACAAUCUUCAAUUUAAAAUCAUUAGUUAAGUGGAUAAAAUAAAUUUUAUACUACUCUCGAUGCUACUGUUUUUUCGUUUUUGAAACUUGGGUUAUAUUUUAUUUUCAAUAGGUCAGACUAUGACUUUAAAUCAAAUACUUAGGUCCAAAUAAUGAAACAAUUGGAAAUCGCGAUUUUCUUAGAUACGUCGGACUCUACUUCAAAGUUUUUUUGUAUGAUUUGUAUGUUCUUCGCAUUUUAUAAAAAUCGAUGAAAAAACUUUUCAAUUUGAGCGCCAAAUUUACAAGAUAGAGAUAUUACUUGUGCAGCAAUGUCUGCUUAUAACGAACCAGAAAAAUUGUUGAAAAUUUUUUCACUGGCAAUUUUCAUAGCGAAAACGAAUUCUUUCAUCGGAAAUUAUAAAUAGAAAAUAGGUGUUAGUAGUCUGCUCGGUAAAGUCUUGUUUCUUGGUUUUAUCCGAAAAUUGUACCAUUCAGUUUGGUUCGUUAGAUGUUCUAUGUAUGGAUAUAAAACAGGACAGUGUCGAAAAAGAGUGAGCGACUUGAGAGUAGUACUUGGGAUUUAUGCGGAUUACAGGGAUUUCUGUGGAUUUCUAAUGAUAGUUGCGUUGCCCGGGACGAAUCCAACGCUACUUUGGUUUAUGCCGAUUGUUUGGUGGGAGAUGGCGGUGCGGGGGUGGGCGUCCCCAGAGUUGGGUAGAAUAUCCAGCGAUGCUUGUCUUCCACAAACGUGCUUGUUGAGCGAACAAGUAAUGAGCUGGGUCUGUGCCUUAGUAUUACAAUAAUAUUACUGUUACCGUAGCUUAGUUAUAUUAGAGACGUUAUAACCGAGCUUGCUCACAGCGCAACGCCAGCUCAACUGUAUAUUACGACUAUACGUGAGUUGCCAGCUGCACCAAAUGGCAUUAUAGUUCACAUGUAUAUAACAUAUAUUUAUAUACUAUUGUAUAUUGCGGCACCACGCAGCGUCGGAGCCCCCGGGUUUGGUGCUUGGUGCUUGGUAGAUGAGAGGGUUUUUUGGGGGCUCCGGCGGUGUGGCCGUGUCGGUUGUUAAAUCUACUGUGAUUGAGUACCUUUAAAGCAGCCGCGGCCGAGCGAGGGUGCGACGGACAGUCCCGGGCGUCCCCCACGUCAUGCUCAUCCCGACUCCUUUAUCUUCUCAUUUCUAGUCGCGUAUAGCAGAGUGACCCCGACUGAUGUACCUAUCCCUCCGCUCUGAUUAACAAGUAUUGCUCUUCUGGGCACUCUGCAUUUCGUUUACUUCCCUUUUCCUUAGUACAAAUUUUUAGACCUUCAUCGACGAAAUUCAAAAGCUUAUUGGUUAAGAAAUAUAACAAUGUGAUAUAAUGUAAACACUAGGUGAAUCCAUCGCGUAUCCAUCCAUCGUAACAUCCAAGUCAAUAACUAACUCGGUGUAUGAAGUUAGAGGUGUAGAUUUUUUAUACUAAAUUUAAAACGGAAACGAGAUUAUACCGUCUAAUAUUUACAUUUACUUUACUUAAUACGUAAUUGUAGUACAAUUGUUUUCAAGCUUUAAACAUUAAUACUUAACCAGGUCUGUACUCAUAUUUUUUAACUAAUUCAAGCUUUUAAUCACUAAUAAUACUGUUAGGAAGCUGUUAGUCAAACACGUGAAGAUCUAAUAAUUUGGAAAAUUUACUCAUGUACUCCAAUGUUACAAUUAUACCGUAAAUAAAUAACAAAAGUAUUUGUUACUUACGCAUAUACUUAUAGAAUCGGGUGAUAUUUAACCAGUGCCAUUGAUAUUUUUGAUUCAAUUGUUGGACGUGUAAACGUCAGUAGUGGUUAUUACUAUUAUUAUUACUAUUAUUAAGUAGUAUGCUUAACAAGAAGCGAUUGUAUGACCUUAAUUUUAAGAAUAAAUCAGAGGGUUUAUUUCAUACAA
Tribolium castaneum (red flour beetle) is the source of this 5421-nucleotide messenger RNA. RefSeq names its product Nuclear factor I (gene NfI). Bases 531 to 2351 code for a protein of 606 amino acids. Gene Ontology annotation, cellular component: nucleus. Lineage: Eukaryota; Metazoa; Arthropoda; Insecta; Coleoptera; Tenebrionidae. Gene Ontology annotation, biological process: regulation of transcription by RNA polymerase II. The record is from RefSeq and is a predicted model, not a curated record. The transcript is spliced from 9 exons. Gene Ontology annotation, molecular function: RNA polymerase II cis-regulatory region sequence-specific DNA binding; DNA-binding transcription factor activity, RNA polymerase II-specific.